AUGGUCCUUCGUGUAGAGGCGGGGCCACAGAUUCGGUCAGAACUGGUCCAUGGCCUUGGGGACAUCGGGGAACUCACUAAACUUCCCACCACCGGAGGAGCUCGAAUCUUUCCCCAUGGACCCGAAGCAGUUUCACCGCGAAGCGAUCCAUCGCUUGAAUCGCUUGAGGACACAGACGUUGCCCGUUCCACCAAAGAGUCGGAGGACGCCAUCCUCGAGGGCCUGAAAUGGUGCGGCAUCACCUGGGACGAGGGCCCCGAUGUGGGCGGCAACCAUGGGCCCUACCGCCAGUCCGAGCGCAUUGAGGCCGGCAUUUACAAGGAGCAGUUGGAGAAGCUCAUCGCCGGGGGGCACGCCUACCGAUGCUUCCUCUCUCCCGAGGAGCUUGAUGAGAUGAGAGCUGAAGCGGAAAGGAACGAUCAGGCCUUUGUGCUUCAAAGCCCCUGGGCCAAUGCAUCGGAGGAGGAGGUGCAGGCAAUGAUCGACCAGGGCAAGCCCUACGUUUACAGAUUCAGGGUGCCAUUUGACAGGGAGAUCGUUAUUGACGACCUGGUUCUUGGAGAGGUGAUAUGGAAUUCCGAUGAUCUCGGCGGCGACUUUGUGAUUGUGCGGCAAAACGGGAUGCCAAUGUACAACUUUGGGGUUGUGGUGGAUGAUGCCUCUAUGCACAUCACGCACGUUCUCAGAGCCCAGGAGCACCUCAUGAACACCCCUCGGCAAUUCCUGAUGUACGAGGCUUUGGGGCUCAAGGUGCCGACCUUUGCGCACAUGCCGCUGAUUCUAGCUCCGGAUCGAACAAAGCUGUCGAAAAGACAUGGGGCUGUCUCUGUCGGCGAGUACCAGAAGCGUGGCUACCUACCUUCGGGCAUGGUGAAUUACUUGGCGCAGUUGGGAUGGAACGACGGCACAAAGCAGGAGAUCUACACCUUGGAAGAGCUCAUGAGCGCCUUCAGAAUGAACCGCAUGAGCAAGGUGGCGGCCAUCUUCGAUGCUGACAAGUUCAAGUGGGUCAACGGACACCAUGUGAGAAGACUGACUGACGACGAGGCGCUGUCACUGAUUGGAAACGAGUUGAAAGAUCACGGUCUCGUCAAGGAGGUGUCUGGUCCGUUUGUGCAGAAAGCUUCGCAGCUGCUGCGGGAUCGAAUCAGCACCCUCACAGAAGCAGUUCAGGAGCUGGAGGCUAUGCUGCACUUCGACCUGGAGGGAAUGAAGUCCUCAGACGUGGCGAAGCCAUACAUCGAGGAUGGCUCUCUGCUGGAGACGGCGAAGCUGCUGCUCAAGUUCAAGGACGAGGGCGACUUUGAUGCCGUGGGAACUGAUCCUAAGGCAAUUCAGAAAGUGGCCAAGAAGAUGAGCGAGGCGCGGGGAGGCGUGAAGAAGAAGGCUCUCCUGGUGCCUUUGCGAUUAUGCUUGACCUCUGCAGCCUCAGGUCCUGACAUGAACAUUUUUUUCGAGAUGAUCAAGGAAGCGGAUGACAAUGUCCUUUGCAAGUCAGCCGGGGCCCAUCACACUCCGCAGCUAUGGCACAGCUUGCACCGCUUGCUAGCUGUCGUGAAGGUUUCAUUGGAAGAGCGCUUGGACCUGCUCAGCAAGUUUCAACCUUGGCUGGAGAUUGCCAGGGUGUACUUGGCGACUUGGGGCGCACACAGCCACGACUUGCUGAGGAAUGGCAACGGCAAGGAGGAAGACAGCAAGCAGGACUUGCAGAGUGAUGAGGCUUUGCGUGCGCAAAGCCAACGCUUCACCGAUUUCAUCACAACGGGGAAGCGGCUCUUUAUCGUUGCCGAACUUCGAGAGCCUGCUGGCACAGACAAGCUUUGUGCUUUCAUCAGCUACGGGCCGAGCUAUGCACGCCAGGGCUUUGGCGAGGUGAUGCAGCUCUUUGUGCAUCCCAACUUUCAACGCAAAGGGCUGGGAACACGACUUCUGAUGGCAGCGUGGACUCAGAUGCGAAGCAAGGAGUGGGCCUCUUUGGGAUGCCACGUUUGGUGCACCAAGAGCAACCCCGCCAACCGGGUCUAUGAGCAGGCCGGAUGGUUCCAAACAGGCAAGGAGAAAUGCCUUCACCCCACACUGGGCAAGGAGCCUGUGGAAGUGGAGGAAUACGAAGCUCCUGCGGUGGUUCCUUCGGCACAGUCGAGGCUAUCCGCGUUCCUUCAGGCGUUGCUGCCCUGCUGCCAAUUCUGCAGCUGCUGCAAAGCAGUGAACGGCAGAAACGCCACCAUCUCUUGA
Effrenium voratum is the source of this 2235-nucleotide messenger RNA. NCBI's taxonomy places the organism in Eukaryota, Dinophyceae, Suessiales, Symbiodiniaceae. The record is from the annotation of a GenBank genome assembly.